This is a messenger RNA of Nicotiana attenuata, 1925 nucleotides long. Its product is annotated as allene oxide synthase 2, chloroplastic-like. The transcript has a single exon. Gene Ontology annotation, cellular component: chloroplast thylakoid membrane; chloroplast envelope. Bases 187 to 1746 code for a protein of 519 amino acids. The record is from RefSeq and is a predicted model, not a curated record. Gene Ontology annotation, biological process: jasmonic acid biosynthetic process; sterol metabolic process. Lineage: Eukaryota; Viridiplantae; Streptophyta; Magnoliopsida; Solanales; Solanaceae. Gene Ontology annotation, molecular function: heme binding; iron ion binding; monooxygenase activity.
AUAUUAUACACGUGAAGUUUUAUACACAAACACAAAAACACAAACAUCAAACUUUUUCCAGUCCCACCACACCGCUACAUUAUAGAAGAAAAUUUCAUCAAAAAUUAUAUUCACAGUCCCAUCUCCCACUACUUAAAGUUCCUCUUACCUUUUUAUCAAAAAAUCACACUUCAUUUUCUUACAACAAUGGCAGUAGCAACAGCAACAGCAACAUUAUCUUCAUCUUCUUCACUUCCCUUCCAUUCUCUUCAUCAACAGUUUCCUUCAAAAUACUUCACUGUUCGUCCCAUUACAGUCUCUUUAUCCGAAAAAAUACCAGCAGUAACACAGUCGUCUGAGUUCACAAAAUUACCGAUCCGUACAAUUCCUGGCGAUUAUGGUCUUCCUUUAAUUGGUCCAUGGAAAGAUAGACAAGAUUAUUUUUAUAAUCAAGGUAAAGAAGAAUUCUUCAGAUCAAGAAUUCAAAAAUACAAAUCUACUGUAUUUAAAACCAAUAUGCCACCUGGAAAUUUCAUUUCUUCCAAUCCAAACGUUGUCGUUUUGCUCGACGGCAAGAGUUUUCCCACCCUCUUCGACGUUUCUAAAGUCGAGAAAAAGGAUCUCUUCACCGGAACUUUCAUGCCGUCGACUGAACUCACCGGCGGUUACCGUGUUCUUUCUUAUCUUGAUCCUUCUGAACCUACCCAUGAAAAAUUAAAAAAGCUACUCUUUUUUCUUCUUUCUUCUCGUCGUGAUUAUAUAAUACCCCAGUUUCACGAAAGCUAUACGGAGCUGUUUAAAACCCUAGAAAAGGAAAUGGAGAAAAACGGUAAAGCUGAUUUAAACUCGGCUAAUGAUCAAGCUGCUUUUAAUUUCUUAGCUAGAUCAUUGUACGGAGCGAACCCAGUUGAGACUAAGCUCGGAACUGAUGGUCCCACAUUGAUCGGCAAAUGGGUGUUGUUUCAGCUUCAUCCUUUGCUCACUCUUGGUCUUCCGAAGGUUCUAGACGACUUUCUCCUCCAUAAUUUCCGGUUACCGCCAGCUCUGGUCAAGAAAGAUUACCAGAGACUCUACGAUUUCUUCUAUGAGAGUUCCACUGCUGUGCUAAACGAAGCUGGAAAUUUUGGUAUUUCGCGCGACGAAGCUUGUCAUAAUCUUCUCUUCGCUACGUGUUUCAAUUCCUUUGGCGGGAUGAAGAUUUUCUUUCCUAAUAUGCUGAAAUGGAUAGCUAGAGCAGGAGUAGAGCUCCAUAUCCGGUUAGCGAACGAGAUCCGAUCCGCCGUCAAAUCCGCCGGCGGGAAGAUCACGAUGUCGGCGAUGGAGAAAAUGCCUGUGAUGAAAUCGGUUGUAUACGAGGCUUUACGAAUUGAUCCACCAGUUGCUUCUCAAUACGGAAGAGCCAAACGUGACCUUAUGAUCGAAUCACACGAUGGCGUUUUUGAGGUGAAAAAAGGCGAAAUGUUAUUCGGGUACCAACCGUUUGCGACUAAGGAUCCGAAAAUAUUUGACCGACCCGAUGAGUUCGUACCCGAUCGGUUCGUAGGUGAAGAAGGGGAAAAGCUAUUGAAACAUGUAUUAUGGUCUAACGGGCCGGAAACGGAGAGUCCGACGGUGGAGAAUAAACAGUGUGCUGGAAAGGAUUUCGUGGUGCUGGUUUCGAGAUUGUUGGUAACGGAGUUUUUCCUCCGUUAUGACACGUUGGAUAUCGACGUCGGCACGUCGCCUUUAGGAGCUAAGAUUACUAUAACUUCUUUGAAGAGAGCUUAGUUUUUGAACGGCGUUGGAAUCGGAAUUUGGUCUUCACUAUCACCAUCGGAGUUUCUAUUGUUAUGUCAUGUAAUGUAAUAUAUUCUGUUCUUGGUUUUCCUACUUCCAUAACGGGAUGAAUUUUUGUUGUUUAGGUUGGUGUAAAUGUUUUUCCCUUCCAAAUUAGUACUUUAUCCAUC